CAGCAAUUUGCGACAAAGAAAAAAUCAGAAGGUAAAGGUUGAUGCGUCUGUCCUGAAAAUGUCUCCUGAGAAUGAAAUCGGCUGAAAGACUCUCGUCGUGCCCUCAUCUUCCCCUAUGAUCCAUAUUUUUCAUAUUGAUACCUCCUCACUUUUACUUGUUGUUUUCAUAAAAUCAAAAAGCCAAAAGUACUUAAGAAGUACAUGAGUUUGAGUUCAACUUCAAUGUCGGAGUAGGAGAAUCUGUAUCACUUCAGAAGAAGGGAAAACAAGAAGAGAACCCUUAGGAUCAAACUCAGGUUACCAAAUACCAGAAUCAUACACAGAAGGUUGCCGACCUCGGAAGGUAUGUCGACAAACAGAGGCAGGAGCGACGCUUUCAGGGAAUCGCGUUGAAGAGAAUCGAUCCGAACACGGACCACGAGUCCUACUGUAGGAUUGAAGGAAGUCUUCUAGAUACGGCGGACUGUUCGAGGGCUUCGAAUCGAACGGGCCUGGAACUGUUGGCGAGCUGCAACCGGGGGACGAUCUUGUGGUAGCCUUGGGCAAUGGCCAGCCCUGCACAUGGCGCGCGAAGGUCGUCGAGCAUCAUGAGCGGUCCGGAUACGUCAAGGCCCAAGUUUUGUGCUCCUCCCAAGAUCAAGACCCACCGACCCGGUGAAACGGCUUACCAGGCGAAACACAGUCAGUUUUCCGGCGGCCUCUGGAAGAGAGCAGACUUCAAAUUUGACGUCGGAACAUCGGUCGAGUUUAAGAGGGACGAGGAGAGCAGCAACGAAGCGGAGGGGAAGUGGGCUCUGGGCGUAGUGAUAAAGCACUGGUUGGAUCGCGAGAAUAAGGAUGAAUUCAAGAUGGUAAUCGAGGAAGUGACAGACAAGGAAUCCUGCUGGCGCCAUGCCCUUUAUUCAGAUCUGGCCUUCUUUUCUGGGGAUGCUUCGGCGAAUCUAGUUCGCGCAGGACCAGAAACGGAGCGCUUUCUUCAUCCGAACGAAUUCGUGGGGAAACGUACUAAAAAGAUGAAAAGUAGCAACGCCAGGAGCAUCGUGGUGCAGACGAUUCCAUCUAGCAAGCAGAGCAUCUAGUUCUAGAACAUCUUCCCUUCUUCUAGCUGCAUUCAACAGCGCACUGUCAAUAGGCCGUCGCACUGUCAAUAGUACAGAGGACGCGAGAAUCACGCUUGCGCAAGCACGAUACCAGCAUCUUCGCACCAUGCAGUCGCCACGACUUUAAAUGUACUGGGCGUUUGGCAAUGUACUGGGCGUUUGUACGGGAAGCAGCUAUGGAAAAAAUUAGUCUGGAUGAGAGCAGUUGGAGCAGGCCCGAAGCAUAGUGGAUGAGACAGAAACAGUGCUGGCCGCUUCGUAAAAAAAGACCGAAACAAAAACAUAAGCAAUUUUUACUUAUGCUCAACAUACUUGUUGGAUGAAGUUUGCAGGCGUGACUGGUAGUUUCCGGUUUCUUAUGCGCUCGCACUAGGUGGCGAUGGAGGGACUAUGACAUCUUAAUGAUCAUGCAUCCCUGACCGCUUCAGGAAUUCAUCCUUCGUCUUGAGGAUAGUUGAUGGUAAUUACUUAAAUGUGAGAAACACACUGAUGAAGAUGAUGAUAGCGCAAGCACUUGCUGCGAGUAAGACGGACGAACGUAGAGCUGAAUGCUCCAGAGGUGUAUGAUUAUCGGUUUUGAACCAUCAAGAUGUCCCUCUCUUACUGUUUCAAAAAAC
Messenger RNA from Amoebophrya sp. A25, 1717 nucleotides. The record is from the annotation of a GenBank genome assembly. Lineage: Eukaryota; Dinophyceae; Syndiniales; Amoebophryaceae.